AUGGCGGGGAUCCUGGCGUGGGCGGCCGACGUGGUCGGCGGCGCCGGCGACAGCGACGACGAGGCCGCCGCCGAGCGCGAGCGCGCCGCGGCCAUGACCCCGGAGCAGCGGCUCCGCGCCGCCGACCUGGACGCGCGGGCGUCGUCGCUGCGGCGCGCGAUCCAGGACCUGCGCGCCCGCGUGCCCCCGCCGAACGUCGCGCAGCGGCUGCCGCACCUGCACGCUCACUCCCUCGCCUCCUCCGCCGCCCUCGCGCUCCAGCUCAACGCCCACUCCUCCACCAAGGAGCAGGCACUGCAUAGAGAGGUGAAAAUUCAAGAGGAAAAUACCGCCUAUGAGAAGGCGAUAUCCGAUUGCCGCCAGAAAAUUCAGGAGAAGCAGAUGGAGGCUGCUGUGCUCCAGAGUAAUUUGAAGGGAAUGGAAAUUGCAGAGCUGGAUUUAAAGGCAAAGGUUGACAAUGCUAUCAUGGAGCAAGAGGCUGCUCAACAUAAAGCAUCAAUGGCUGCUUCGGAAGCUACUGGAAAUGCUCUGCUAGAAGCUGAAUCGUUGAUGAAUCUCAAGUCUAAAGACUUGGAAGAGAAGAAGGGGGAGUUGAAAUUAUUGGAAGACAAGAUACAAAGAUUGGAGAAAGUAUGGUCCUCGGUUGAAGAAGAAUCUUUGAAAAAUCCAAGUCCUGCCCAGAGGGAGAAGGUACUGGAGAAACAAUUACAUAGCCUCAUUGAACAGUUGACAGCUAAACAAGCUCAAGCUGAAAGGCUCAUCACUGAUAUACAUGCCAAAGAAAAGGAUCUGGAAAGGUUGAACAGUAUACAGAGAAAUCUUCACAGCGGCUCCAGCGAAGCAGGUGCAGCACGGAACCGGUUCGGCGGAGGGCUUCUGAGCGGGGAUGAAGAUUCUGGCUCCAAAGCUGCCCGGAGACCCGGCCAAUCCGGUGGUUUUAGAACAGAAGGCCAGAAAAGGCUCAUGAUUCUUAGGUCCGCUUUUGUUCUCUAUAUCUUGGUACUGCACGUUGUCGUCUUCAUAAAGAUAUCAGUUUCGAACUAG
Messenger RNA from Triticum turgidum subsp. durum (durum wheat), 1044 nucleotides. Lineage: Eukaryota; Viridiplantae; Streptophyta; Magnoliopsida; Poales; Poaceae. The record is from the annotation of a GenBank genome assembly.